CCACCCGCGGCGGCAGAGCCCGCCUCCGCGCAGCAAGGAAACUGGCUGCAAUGGCUGCUCCCUGCCUGGCGUCCUCUGCCCAGAGGCCGCGCUUUCCCUGACCGACUCCUGUCCGGGCCCGCCCUGGGCCGUACCUCUAGCGGCGGGCGGUGCUGCGGCGGCGGGCGGGGCCGGCUGCAGGCUGGGCGCCGCCAUGCGAUUUCGGGCUAAGAUCGUGGAUCUCGCCUGCCUCAACCACUUCAGCCGUGUAAUUAACACAAUCGCCAAGUUAGCCAAGACCUGCACGCUGUGCCUUACUGACAGCAAGCUGUAUUUCAUUCUCUCUGAUAAAGUAGCAAAUGGAGGUGUCAGUAUGUGGUGUGAGCUGUGCCAGGGGAAUUUCUUCGAUGAAUUUCAGAUGGAAGGAGUAGCUGCAGAGCACAACGAAAUCUAUUUAGAGUUGGUGCCUGAGAACCUGUCACGAGCCUUAAAAACUGCCCAGAAUGCUAAGGCAGUGAAAAUCAAGUUGACUAACAAACACUGUCCCUGUCUCCGAGUUGCUGUGGAGUUACCAUCCUUAUCAAGCAGCAGUAGGAUUGUGACACAUGAUAUUCCUGUGGGGGUUAUUCCCAGAAGAUUGUGGAAUGACUUCAGAGAGCCCAGUGUGCCAGACUUUGAUGUCAGUAUUUACUUACCAGUGCUGAAAACAAUGAGGAGUGUUGUGGAGAGAAUGAAGAAUCUCAGCAAUUCCAUUGUGAUUGAAGCAAAUUUGAGUGGAGAAAUGAACUUGAAAAUAGAAACUGACUUAGUAUCUGUAACAACACAUUUUAAAGACUUGGGAAAUCCGCCCUGGGCAUCAGAGGAUGGAUGUCAAAGUUCUGCUCAAGGCAGAGAUCUGGAAAGCAUGGCUGAGGCACGCAUAGACAUCAAGAAACUGCAGCAGCUGCUUGCUGGACAGCAGGUCAAUCCCACAAAAGCAUUGUGCAAUAUUGUAAGUAAAAGAGUUGUCCACUUCAUCUUGCUUCAUGAGGAUGUUUCACUGCAGUAUUUUAUUCCAGCACUUGCCUGAAUGUUUUGGAAUCUCAGUCAUUUUCCAACCUGAGGCCUUUUCCGUGAAGUCUGAAAACUUUCAUGAGUUGCUGGAGUACUCUCAUGUGAUCCGCUGUUAGAUGCAGCCUUCAGAUGGACAUUAUUUCUAUAUUUAUGAAAUUAUUUGAAAUAUCUCCUCAUUCAGAAAGCAAUUUUUUGUGAAGAGUUAUAUGCUGUGAAAGACACAACGCUAGGGAGCUGGCAUAUCUGACCGUUAAGGGGAGCAAAACUGAAAUUUGUAUGUGCUUUUGGGAUGCUUUGAGCUGUGGGGAAGGCAACAUAAUAUUCUUUUUUUCUCGUCAACAAACAUAAAGGCGGAAUUGACCUCUGGAGCUGCUGCUAGGUGUUAAGCAGCUCUAAGUUAAGGGAUCUCCGAGCAAACUGUCAUACCUCUACAGAGCAGGAGAGCCCUCUGGAGGGUUGACAGAUUGGUAUUUGCCUGGGCAGGUAAGCAGAGCCCUCCUGAAGUGGUGCUGGAUUGACUUCUCUUCCAGCAGUGGUGUAAAAGGACUCGAUGCUGCUGCAUGUUGUGCAGCAGAAAUGUGUCUGAGGCAGAGGAGCUUCCUGCAGCUGCCAGCAUAUAACAGGAUGUAACAGAUGCUAAGGAGCACCAGCAAUUCAACAGCGUCUGUUUGUACCUGGUAGUAUCUUUUGAUCUGACUUGCUCCAGCAUACCUCAGUAGUUCUGUUAGUGCUGACGUGUGUAGCUCUUGGCCUGAGAGGAUGAAAUAAACAGUCUGAAUUACCUUGUUAAUGUGGGCAGUGAAGGUCUCUGUCUGUGUAUGGAAUGAAUAUCAUAGGAGGGCAUGUGUGAACACAGCAAUUGGUGUGAAAUAAAGGGCAAGUUAUCUGUGGAUCCCAUUUUUUUCCCCUCUGCAGGUGGAAAGCAUUGUACAACCUGUGUCAUCAUGGCAUCACACAUGGUGAGAUUGUAUCUAAACCCUGAUGCCAGGCAGCCAAGAGCAUGACUAAGUCUCACUAACAGGAGUACUGCCCCUGCUUCUGCAUCCUGGUUAUCUUCUGAGAUCUUUUCCUCUUUAUUCCAUGUGAGAUUGUAUUUGUUAUUCAGCUGUGUUCUGUAUAGCCUUUGAUGUUCCACAGGGUUUUGAGUAUCUUGUGAAACUUUUUGUUUUAGAAAUAGUGAGUCUUUGCUGCCAAAUAGGACUGGGAGUUUCUGCUAGACGGUAACUCUUGUGGUCAGUAGUAUUGGGUUUGGGUUGGUUUUUUUUCAAGGGGCAUUGAGGUUAAGGGAGCAAUUAGUCUUCCUGUUCUUGCAGAUUCAAAUGGUCAAGAGAAGGCUGAAGGAGAGGAAUGUUAGGCUUCUUUGCCUUCUUCCACCAUUUCUAUCAGAUUAACCAGGAGGCAUCUUUCAAAUCCUGUUAGUUUUCACGGGCAACUGCAAUUACCUAGCAAUCUGUAAGAUGAAAAUAGCUGUGCGCCAGGUUACAGCAGUUGUAUGAUAAGAGGUAUGUGAUACAUAUUCCUGGAUUUUCUCCUGAGGAGAAGGGAAGAACUGUCAAGAGUACGAUACAGAGUAUGCACUAUAAAAGUAGGCUUUGAAAUCUUUGGAUUUUCUCCUUUGAAAAAUGUGUUCUGUAAAACCUGAUGGAAAUGGCUUUUUCUGGUAUAGCAUAGGAACUAGUAAUAGUGGCCUCUUGACUAUGCUGGCUCUAUGAUUGCUUUUUUUAAAAAGAAGUUAUCAUUGCAAGAAAAUUAGGCGGGUUUUUUGUAAUAAAAAAAUAAAUAAAAGUGAGAGUAAUGCUGGUACAGGACAGGAGUAUGCAGUGAGAUGUCCAUUUCGUAUUCUGGAGGGGAAGAGGCUAGGCAGACUAACAGAGGUGAAGUCUCUCCAGCCUUCCCACCUAAAUACAGCACAAGGAUUACAGCUGAGCCUUGCCAUCCCUUUGACGCGUACAUGGUGAUCAGAGAGAAAAUAAUAAUUAUUUGUGUUCAAACCUUCUGUCGUCUGUGAAUCCAAGUGUCAGAGCCCUGAGGGCAGUAUUGGGCCUUAAUGGCCCUAAGCAGCCUCACCAGGGAUCCCUGCCCACCCCUGUCCAUGAGCCUGCAGAUCCUAUUUCAGCUUGGGCUGUGGCAUCCCCUGCUCUCCUAAGCUGUGUUCUAGGUGAGCCUGGGCCAAACCUAUUCCUGAAUUGAUGUUUCAGUUUCCUAGAUUGGCUUUGGAUGGGAGCUGUUGUUCUCGCCACCUGGUUCUGCUUGCCUGGUUUAGGUUCUGUGAGCCUGUGCCCCAGUUGCCGGGGUGCUGCUUAGUCUGCAUUAUGUCCACCCUCUGCUCCUGGCUCCUUGUUGCUCCUGGAGCAGCCUUGCUCUUGCUGCUCCUUAACACCAAUAGAAAUAUUUCUCAUUAACAGCCCUAGCUGGUUCCACAUGAUGAACCAAUGGUUCUAUGCCAGAAAACUUUUCUUGUGGUUUAAGCUGCCAAGACAAAACAGUUACAAGCCACUGGUGGGACUAAAAAAUUAACUGUAAGACCCUCCAGCUUCUCUCCAACACUGUGUUGUCCUAAUGCACGUUUCUGUUGUGGGAUGUUAGGAGUGGCCACCACCUCCAGGAGCUCUGGCCCAGGAUUCCUGCUGCACAGCUACUGGAGCCCAGCCUCAGGUACCUGGGUACUGGGGAAGUGUAUGCCCUGGACUGAGGAAUGUAGCUGCUGCUUUCCUACUUGCGGGUUCAACCAGCAGCGAAGCUGAGCUUGUGUCCCGGAGAGAUGCACAGGCACACAGAGGACACUGACAUGGCUGGUGACAGACUGCCACAGAGAAGCCGUGCCUUCAGCUGUAUGUAUCCACAUACAGGACCCACGUAAAACAAGCACAGCCAGCCACGUCCUCUUCCUUCUUUUCAUCCGGCAGAGACAGGUCACUGGUGCAGGCACGUACACAGUGCUCUGUAGGUUCACAAGCACAUACACAUUAGUAGAUCCCUCAAGUACUGGCACUGUCUGCCUAGUACCCUUGUCCAGACCCUAGCCCUCUUACCUGCCCCGUGGGGCCCUGUUCGCUGGCUUGUCCAGAUCAGUGGAUGCUAGCAAACAUGCAGCACUUGCUUGUGUCCUGCAGGCAUCCCAUACUUGCCGGUCCCUCUGGAUAUAAGCACAGACUCUUUGCCUGCCUAAUACCCCAGCCGUGAUCCAGCCCCUCGUACUCACUGGCUUAUCCAGCUUCCACGUUUGACAACAAACGCACACCCGGUUUCACAAGACACUUGCCCCGCCAGGAGCUGAUACCAGUUGCGUGGGCUGUGACCCUCAGUCCGGUUCUAGCCUCUGGCACCAAGCCCCACACCUGCUUCACUCACACCAGUGCCUCCCCAGUAGUUGAUUUUUGGGACACGCAACUCCCACACCAGUGGCUGGGACCCUGACACUUGCUCCAGUAGCUGACGCUACAGCCCCGGGGCACCUGCAACCCUGGUCUUGCCUCCAGUAGCUGGCACUGAUUGCACUCACGCUGUUCCCUGCUGUAGCUGGCACCUAGUUCUUGCAGCACGUAGAUACUCGAUAGGGAGGGAGGUUACACAGAGGUAGUGAAGAAAGGGCUUAAUAAGAAGAUAGGACGGACUGAGAUGACGAGCGUACUGACUGACCUUUAUAUGCCUUUCUGCCCACUCCCCCUUUGUUCCUCCCCGCUCCCCAUUGCCCUGCACGUUGCCUCAUCAGUUGGCAUAUUUCCACCCACCCCCUCCAACAUGCUCCUCCGUGAGGUUUGCAUCUUUGUCAGUUGCAAAGUCCCGUUUUUGGCUGUGUUGUGGGCUGACCCCCAUAGGCAGCUCAGGCCCACGCAGCCACUUGCUCACUGUCCCCUGGUGGGAUGGGGGAGAGAAUUGGAACGGUAAAAGUGAGAAAAAUUGUGGGUAGAGAUAAAGACCAUUUAAUACAUAAAGCAAAAGCUGUACGCGCAAGCGAAGCAGAAUAGGCACUUCACUCACUACUUCCCAUACGCAGGCGGGAGUUCAGCCAUCUCCAGAAAAGCAAGGCUUCAUAAUGCAUAAUGCUUACUUGGGAAGAUAAACACUGUAACUCCAAAUGCCCUCCCCUUCUUCUGCCCCAGCUGAGCACGACGCCAUAGAGUAUGGGGUGUCCCUUUGGUCAGCUGGGGUCAGCUGUCCCAGCUGUGUCCGCUCCCAACUUUUUGUGCGCCUCCAGCCUGGUGGGGUGGUAUGAGAGAGAAGUCCUUGAUGCUGUGUAAUCACUGGUCAGCAAUAACUAAAACAUGGGUGUGUUAUCAACACCGGUUUGGUCAUAAAUCCAGAACAUAGCCCCACAGGAAGAAAAUUUAACUAUAUCCCAGCCAAAAGCAAUAUAGCCUGCAGUUUCUUGAUAGCCCAACAAUUAGUGUGAAUAACCAGGGGUUUUGGGUUUUUUUCCCUGGUUAUCG
Messenger RNA from Chroicocephalus ridibundus (black-headed gull), 5462 nucleotides. It is a transcript of the gene HUS1, whose product is annotated as HUS1 checkpoint clamp component. Gene Ontology annotation, cellular component: nucleolus; site of double-strand break; checkpoint clamp complex. NCBI's taxonomy places the organism in Eukaryota, Metazoa, Chordata, Aves, Charadriiformes, Laridae. The record is from RefSeq and is a predicted model, not a curated record. The transcript has 8 exons. The coding region runs from base 194 to 1048 and encodes 284 amino acids. Gene Ontology annotation, biological process: mitotic DNA replication checkpoint signaling; double-strand break repair via homologous recombination; mitotic intra-S DNA damage checkpoint signaling.